Phalaenopsis equestris is the source of this 1571-nucleotide messenger RNA. RefSeq names its product 7-deoxyloganetic acid glucosyltransferase-like. Lineage: Eukaryota; Viridiplantae; Streptophyta; Magnoliopsida; Asparagales; Orchidaceae. Gene Ontology annotation, molecular function: UDP-glycosyltransferase activity. The transcript has 4 exons. The coding region runs from base 166 to 1533 and encodes 455 amino acids. The record is from RefSeq and is a predicted model, not a curated record.
UAAAUAUUAAAAUAAAAACGGGUCCGCCUGUCAAAGGAGAAAUUAUAGCAUACUGAAUGAAUUUGUCACGUUGUAAUUUCACUUGCAUAUAAUCGUUUUCUCUCCAUCCUAUUUUGCAAGCAUCCAAGCUCUCUGCUUCUUCCAUCCCCCACCCAAAAAAAAUUGAUGGAGUCUGCCACACAAAACCAGAAGCUAAAAGCCCACGUUCUGAUCUUCCCCUUACCUUUCCAAGGCCACAUAAACACCAUGCUCCGCCUAGCCGACGCCCUCUCCUUCGCCAGCGGACUCCGCAUCAGCUUCAUGAACACCGAACGCAACCAGCGCCUCUUCAGCGUAUUCUCCCCUUCCCCAUACUCUCGCUUAACCCACCGCCCCAAUUUUCGCUUCAUUUCAAUCCCCGACGGCCUCCCCGACGACAAACCUCAAUCCGGGCAUCAAGUGCUGGAGCUAUUACAAUCGAUCAGAACCCACUCGGUUGAUUACUUCCGCGCGCAGCUUCUCGCAGGCCGGAACAGAGACUCCGACGGCUGGCCGCCCGUUACCUGCGUUAUCGUGGAUGGAGCAAUGCCCUUUGCCAUGGAUGCCGCUCAGGCUUUGGGAAUCCCUGCGAUUGUAUUCCGAACUAUUAGUGCGUCUUCACUUUGGGUUUAUCUUCGCUUUCCACAGAUGAUAGAGGCCGGCGAACUCCCUUUUCCGGCCGAUGCGGACCUUGAUGAACCCAUAAAAAGCGUGCCGGCCACGGAAAGCUUUCUCCGUCGUCGUGACCUCCCCACAAUGUGUCGAAAAGCAACAAAAGCCGAAGACGAAGAGCUUAGGUUUUUCGCUGAAGUCUCCGCCAGCGCCAUAAGGUCGGAAGGACUAAUCCUCAACACUUCAAACUUCCUCGAAGCUCCGGUUCUCUCUCAAUUGCGCUCGCUCUUUCCCAACGCUUACGCCGUUAAUAGUAGAUUGGUUGGGGAGGUGUGGAAGGUUGGUUUGGAUAUGAAGGAUGUGUGUGGCAGGGAGAUGGUGGAGAAGAUGGCGAGGGAGGCGAUGGAGGGGGAGAAGGCGGAGGAACUUCUGCAAGUGGCGAAGAAAAUGGCGGUGGAGAUUGGGAGGAGCGUGGGGGAAGGUGGGGAUUCCAGGUUGGACUUGGAGAGGUUGUUAAGGGACAUUUUGUCAUUAAGCGGGCGUGCAUCUGGCGCGACGACGAAUGACCAGUUUGACAGUGCGGCGGCAGGAGUACCGAUGUUGUGUUGGCCGUGGGCAUGGGAUCAGCAGGUUAAUAGUAGAUUGGUUGGGGAGGUGUGGAAGGUUGGUUUGGAUAUGAAGGAUGUGUGUGGCAGGGAGAUGGUGGAGAAGAUGGUGAGGACGGCAAUGGAGGAGGAGAAGGCGGAGGAGCUCCUGCAAGUGGCGACGAAAAUGGCGGCAGAGAUUGGGCGGAGCGUGGGUGUAGGUGGGGAUUCCAGGUUGGACUUCGAGAGGUUGUUAAGGGACAUUUUGUCAUUAAGCGUGCGUGCAUCUGGCGGCGACGAGGACGAAAGACCAGUUUGACAUAGCCAUUUGUUAGUUUCUGCUUUUAUUAUUGUUGA